This is a messenger RNA of Salpingoeca rosetta, 972 nucleotides long. Its product is annotated as ribosomal protein S6. Bases 30 to 752 code for a protein of 240 amino acids. NCBI's taxonomy places the organism in Eukaryota, Choanoflagellata, Craspedida, Salpingoecidae. Gene Ontology annotation, cellular component: ribosome. The transcript is spliced from 4 exons. The record is from RefSeq and is a predicted model, not a curated record. Gene Ontology annotation, biological process: translation. Gene Ontology annotation, molecular function: structural constituent of ribosome.
CUCGUCCGCACUCAGAGCACACCGCCAGCAUGAAGCUGAACAUCUCGUAUCCGGCGAACGCGACUCAGAAGACCUUCGACUUCGAGGAUGAGUCGAAGAUCCGCCCUUUCUACGACAAGCGCAUCGCAUCCGAGGUGCCCGCCGACUCCCUCGGCGAUGAAUGGAAGGGCUACGUCCUGAGGAUCACCGGCGGCAACGACAAGCAGGGCUUCCCCAUGCGCCAGGGUAUCCUGACCAACAAGCGCGUGCGUCUGCUUCUGGGUAAGGGCUCUCCCAACUUCCGUGAGCGCCGCAAGGGCGCCCGCAAGAAGAAGAGCAUCCGCGGCUGCAUCGUCGAUGCCAACCUCUCCGUCCUCAGCUGCGUCGUCGUGAAGACUGGCGAGAAGGACAUUGAGGGCCUCACAGACACAACCCGCCCCCGCCGCCUUGGCCCCAAGCGCGCCAACAACAUCCGCAAGCUCUUCAACCUGAGCAAGGAGGACGACGUCCGCAAGUUUGCCGUGCGCCGUGUUGUCAAGCGCGAGGGCAAGAAGAACAUUGUCAAGAAGCCCAAGAUCCAGCGCCUGGUCACCCCACGCCGUCUUGCCCGCAAGAAGGCCGAGCUCGCCGCCAAGCGCGCACAGCGUGAGAAGCAGAGGGCACUGGCUGAUGAGUAUGCACAGCGCCUUGCUGCCCUUCAGAAGGAGCGCUCCGAGGCCCGCGACGCCCGCCGUGCAUCCUCAAGGAAGAGCCGUGCCAGCGAGCGCAAGUAAGCGCCCCCGGCUUGCUCGGUAUCUCGUCCUUGUUGCUGCCUGUUGUAUUCGCCUGAGUCCUUCUUCCCCUGUGUGGCGUUUGGCUGCUGCUCCCGCUGCUGCCCAUCAUGUUCUUCCCCCCGUGCUGGUGUUGGUUGGCUCGUGCCGCUUUUGUUUCUCUGACACGCCAACAACGUGGUGGACGAAGCAAUCCCAAAAGACAGUAAACACUCACAGCUAG